This is a messenger RNA of Lates calcarifer (barramundi perch), 2047 nucleotides long. RefSeq names its product ly6/PLAUR domain-containing protein 1. Bases 236 to 964 code for a protein of 242 amino acids. Gene Ontology annotation, molecular function: acetylcholine receptor inhibitor activity. Lineage: Eukaryota; Metazoa; Chordata; Actinopteri; Centropomidae. Gene Ontology annotation, biological process: acetylcholine receptor signaling pathway. The transcript is spliced from 3 exons. The record is from RefSeq and is a predicted model, not a curated record.
ACAGAACUAAAUCUGCACUGUCAGUUUAUAGUCUAAUUUUAGUUAAACGAUGAGCUAUAAAUAAAGCAUGUUAAGAUUCUGCAGUUGUUUUUCUCAACAAGGAUUUGGGUGCUGGGAUGAGCAAAAAUACAGGCAUCUUGGACAUUAUUCCUGUCAGUUAGCCCCUUUUUUGACACUUCAACUUUAUAGAUCCCAGUGGUGACAUCAGCUCUCUGCAGCAGCAGCAGCAAAUGUAAUGAGAUUUAUCGGGGCAUGCACAGAUAUAACAUGUAAGGUCCACAGUAAUAAUAAUAGAGAGGAAACCAGGUUGAAGGUACUUAUGCAUCAUUGUCAGAGCAGACACUUUUUGAUCACGUGGUACACAAUGCAGUCGUGCACGUGCAUGUGUGAGCACAUGUCCGCAGCAGCGGAUAAGAUACGUGAAGCAUCGCAGGAGGUGCCAGGCUCACCAUGCCAAGCUGCCAGCUGCUCUGUCUCUGCGCCUCCGAACCGACGAACAUCCGUCUCUCAUGUUUGUGCUCAGAGUUCCAUUAAGCGGACGAUGCGGCUGUUCACUGUCUCAACUUUGCUCCUGUUCUUCCUCAGCUCAGGGCUGGCUCUGCAGAUUCAGUGCUACCAGUGUGAGGAGAUGACACAUGACUGCUCCACCCCAGAGUUCAUUGUCAACUGCACUGUUAAUGUGCAGGACAUGUGCCAGAAGGAGGUUCUGGUGAAGGAUGAUGGGAUACACUACCGCAAGUCCUGCGCCUCAUCAGGAGCCUGUCUUAUCGCCUCUUCUGGCUACCAGCAGUUCUGCACCGGCAAGCUCAACUCAGUGUGCAUCACCUGCUGCAACACACCGCUGUGUAACGGACCGCGCCAGAAGAAACGACCCCAACACUCUGCUGCCAUCGCCCUGACCACGCCGCAUCACUCUGUGUUUUCUCUCUACAUCCUCCUCUUGCUGUCCUCCACCCUGUGCUGACAGGCCUUCACACACUGAGUUAAGAUGUGCAUUAUAAAAAGUUCUGCUGCAGACAGUGCCGAAGACAUGAACUGGAACUGUGUAAGCUGAGACAUACAUAUUUUGAAAGGCAUAUUCUGUAAGAUGUGUGGAAGCUUUGUACAGUAUUUGUUUUCUUUACUCCCCCUGCUUGUUUGUCGCAGCUUGCCUCCAAAGUUCAAACGCCACACUGAGUGGUGGGAAUUCUUCUUAUCACAUGUCAUGUCACAAACAGAAUCAUGGUGCAGCUGCAAGUGGAGUUGAGUAAGGUGAGGUGAAGGACAGUGCCGUGGAUGACACAGCUUCUGGCUAUUUAUUGGACAGCAGGUGUCUCAUCCUCAUUUGUCUGUAUUUAUUUACUCUGCAAGGUCAAAAAAGGCAUAUUGCAGGAAAGAUAAGCAAGUUCACAUUCAUCAUUCAUUCUCUCAGCCUUAGGAAAAGAUCUCCUGAAUAAAUAACUCCAUGAUUUAUUCUAUAUGAAUACCAUUAAUCAUCAAGUUUACAGCAUAUUUAUGAACUAAAAAAGACUUGAGUGUGGUAUGUAUGACAAUGAUAUUGUUUAAUGAUUCUGGAAAGAAAAGUACAGUCAUGAAAAAAAGGUAUUGGAUAUGCCAGUGAUUAUAGCAUCCUAAGCCCUCAAGCCCCUCACAGGUACAACAUAAUCUCAUCAAAGUGACAGCUCUGAAACAUGCAGUGCAAGCCAUAAAAAAAUUUGUCCUGAAACUUUUCUUUGUAACAGCCUUGUAUUCUGCUCAGAAAUACCAUACACAGAGAUACAAGAGCAGGCUGAAAUACACAAACCUUUUCAAAACUACUCACCACAUAAUCUCUGCAACGCUAAUGACUAAAAUUAAAAGUAUACAUUGAGGCGGAGCAACUGUAAUGAAGAGAGCAAUUGGUAAGAUAAGGGACACCUAGAGCGGCUGUCAGUGACUGUCCAGAACGGACUACACCAGCUUUUUGGGAGUUUUGCCCACCAGUUACUUUAGAGAGAUACUUUAUGACAAGGAGAGUAGUUCUAAAGUUAUCCUUAAUGACAGGAGGCAAUCUGAUGUGCUAAACUUA